This is a messenger RNA of Helianthus annuus (common sunflower), 2015 nucleotides long. Its product is annotated as premnaspirodiene oxygenase. The record is from RefSeq and is a predicted model, not a curated record. The transcript is spliced from 2 exons. Bases 240 to 1736 code for a protein of 498 amino acids. Lineage: Eukaryota; Viridiplantae; Streptophyta; Magnoliopsida; Asterales; Asteraceae. Gene Ontology annotation, molecular function: oxidoreductase activity, acting on paired donors, with incorporation or reduction of molecular oxygen; heme binding; iron ion binding.
GUGAGCCGCCCCUGUUACAUGUGAAAGAAGAGGGGUGGCGGCUAUUGUUGGAGUUUAGAGACAAAACACAUUAAACACUACAUGUUGUGAUUGGAGUUUUAAUUAUAACACAAGAGCUAGCUAGCCGGCAAUGAUAAUUAUAAUUUACAACUGUCGUGGGCUGUAAAGUAGUACUAUAUAAACUUUCUAUCGUUGAUAGAAUUGUGACAAAACAUUUGGUGAAUAUUUUCAACACAAACAUGGGUCAUGAGUCUCUACUGAUCACUAUUCUUUUGUUACCAUUUUUCAUCUUCUUCAUCGUAAAGAAACGUCGUCAACAAAACCUCCUACUCCCUCCUGGUCCUCCAAAGCUUCCAUUGAUCGGUAACAUGCACCGUCUUCUACACCCCGCACCGCACCGAGCGCUUAGCUACUUAGCCGCGAAGUACGGUCCCAUCAUGCACCUAAAGCUCGGGUUCAUCUCUACUAUUGUCAUCUCCUCAGCUGAAGCCGCUAGACAGAUCAUGAAGACUCAUGAUAAUAUCUUCUCAAACCGCCCGAAGCUCGUGGCUCCGGGAAUCUUGGGUUAUAACUAUAGCGAUAUAGCCUUUGCUCCUUACGGGUCGUAUUGGAGGCAACUUAAGAAGAUAUGUGUUCUGGAGUUCUCAACUGCAAAAAGCAUGGAUUCGACGCGCUUUAUACGCGAAGAAGAGGUGAAACUGCUUGUUGAAUCUAUUAGUAAAAGUUUGGAACCGGUAAACUUGGUUGAAAGGCUGUUUGCUUUGAAUCAUAAUAUUAUUGCUAGGGUUACGUUUGAUGAGAAGUUUGAUGAUGAAAUGAGGUUCCGGAUGGCGAUCCGGGAAGGGACCGCUUUGGCGGCCGGGUUUCAGAUUGGAGAUUUCUUUCCUUCGCUUGGUUUCGUUGCGAAACUCACAGGAAUGAAUAAAAGGAUGGAAGAGUGUCUUGUGGAGCUUAGUAACAUCAUGGACAAGAAGAUACAACAACGCAUCGAUCUGCGUAGAGUUGAGAAACCGCAACGCGAGUGUUUUGUCGACCUUCUUCUCCAGCUUCGGGACUCCGGCGAGCUCGACCAGCCAUUGACUACGGACAACAUCAAGUCUGUCCUACUAGACGUGUUCACGGGUGCAAGUGAGAAUUCGUCAAACAUAGUCGAGUGGGCGAUGGCAGAAAUGUUAAGGAACCCAAGCGUAAUGAAAAAAGCACAAACUGAGAUCAGACUUGUCAUCGGCGAAAAAGCUAACCCUACAAUAGAAGAGACUGAUCUUCCGAAACUAAAUUAUAUGAAAAUGGUAGUCAAGGAGACUUUAAGGUUUCACCCUCCGGUUCCUCUUUUGCUCCCACGAGAGUCCAUGGAAAGUUGUGUGAUCAACGGGUAUGAGAUCCCUUCAAAAACCCGAGUUCUUGUAAACUACUGGGCCAUAGCUCGGGAUCCUUCCAGUUGGAAGGAUCCAAAUGUGUUUAAUCCUGAGAGGUUUAUGGAUGAAAACAAAGAUUAUAGAGGUCAUGACUUCGACUACAUUCCUUUUGGCGCUGGUCGCCGAGUUUGUCCUGGAAUUUCACUGGGAAUGGCAAACACCGAGCUUUCUCUAGCUUCUUUGCUUUACCAUUUCGAUUGGGAGCUAGCUAAUGGGGAGAAACCACAAGAUUUAGACAUGAACGAGACAUUUGGAAUGACAUGUUACAAAACUUGUGGUUUAAGACUCGUUCCUAGCCUACGUUUCCCUAUAUCGACUUAGAUUUGAUCGUUUGCUGGUCAGUUUAAAAAAGUAUCACUUAAUAAGAUUCAGCUUUCGUAUAAGAUAUAAAAUCUGAAACGCUGAUGAUUCAAAGUUUGGUACUCGUCGGCAGGACCAUUUUUAUACAUGUAGACAUUGAUGAAUAUGGUGUAAAAAAUCAAUAAUUUUGCUUAAAGUCGAUAGUCAUUUACAAUGUAUGUUAUAACGAUUGUAUUUUAUUUGUACGUGUUAAAGGACCAUCGUACUUUAUUAAAUAAUAAAAUGAGAAUCACGUUAUCA